Hibiscus syriacus is the source of this 3191-nucleotide messenger RNA. RefSeq lists its product as uncharacterized. The coding region runs from base 395 to 2713 and encodes 772 amino acids. NCBI's taxonomy places the organism in Eukaryota, Viridiplantae, Streptophyta, Magnoliopsida, Malvales, Malvaceae. The transcript is spliced from 3 exons. The record is from RefSeq and is a predicted model, not a curated record.
AAAACACAAAGAAGAGACCCGUACCCCUAAAUCUCUAUUUGUCAAGGUGAAAAAUAAAAGCUUUUUUAUGGCUUUUGGUUAUUAGAGGAAGUGACUGUCCAGAUUUUGGGUUUUCUUUUUAAAAGGAUUUAAUAGAGAAAAGAGUGGUAUCAAGGGAAACGAAAAUUGGCGAUGGAGGUAUGUCCAUGCUGUCUCUCUGAUACAAAAGAAUGUCCAAUCUACUAGCACUGUUUUUAUUGUAAGUGUGUUUUCCGUUAAGCUUUGGACUUUUUCAUUUUUUUAAAGUACGUGAAGAAAUCAGAAUUUGAGGACUUGACAAGUGUAGGGUGGCUGAGAUAUUUGAGAUUUCUCCGCUGGCGACUCUUUCAUUGUAGAGCGACACUGAGAAAGGGAAAUGGAGUGCAAUAAGGAUGAGGCCACUAGAGCUAGAGAGCUUGCUGAGAAGAAAUUCACUGCAAAGGAUAUUAACGGGGCAAAGAAAUUCGCUUUGAAAGCCCAGAAUUUGUAUCCUGGUCUUGAGGGUAUUCCCCACAUGAUAGCCACUCUCAAUGUUUAUAUUGCGGCGGAGAACAAAAUCAAUGGGGAAGCUGAUUGGUAUGGCAUACUCGAUGUGAAUCCACUAGCUGAUGAUGAAGCAGUGAGGAAACAAUAUAGGAAGCUGGCUCUAAUGCUGCACCCCGACAAAAACAAGUCUAUAGGAGCUGAAGGGGCGUUUAAACUUAUUUCUGAGGCUUGGAGUUUGUUGUCUGAUAAGGCUAGGAGAGUAGCAUAUGAUAAGAGGAGGGGUGGGAAAGUAACGCAAACGGUUCCAGCACCUUGUGGGAACUCGAAGGCUUCAAAAGCGACAAAUGGUUUUUACAAUGCCGCCAAAACAAGCACUUCAAGUGUGAAAACUUCCAAGAGUAGUAACCCUCAUGGGGGUCGGUCUUCAGCCCCUUCUGUCCGCUCGUCAAAUACUGCUGGUCAGUCGUCAAACCCUGCAUCUUUCCAUACGGCAAAACCAAAUACCUUCUGGACUAUCUGUCAUCGAUGCAAGAUGCAUUAUGAGUAUCUUAGAGUGUAUCUUAAUCAUAACCUUUUGUGCCCCAACUGCCAUGAGCCAUUUUUGGCUGUAGAAACCGCUCCCCCAACUACAUCUACCCCAACCCCUUGGACAUUCUCACAGCAGCGGCAGAAUUCAAAUAGUCAAGCAGGUAACAAAAGCUCAAGUAAUAUGGGAAGAAGCCAUUCCUCCUCUUAUAAUGCUGCGGGAUUCACCACUCACGAUUCAUAUAAUCAAAGCAACUUCCAAUGGGGUCCCUUCUCUAAGACCGGUGGUACUUCAACUGCAGCUCAAGCAGCAAGUGUGGUUCAACAGGCAUAUGAGAAAGUGAGGAGAGAGCGGGAGGAAGCACAGGCAGCAACCAAAAGGGAAGAGGCCAUGCGGAAAAAGCAUCAUGGCUCUAAAAGGGCAGGCAGUGCUUCAAGUGGAUAUACUAAUGCUGCAAAGAGAAGGAGAGGCAUGGAAGAUGGUAGUGCUGGCGCCCAUAGAACUAAUAUUACCAAUCAAAUGGGUGUAGGAAAUGGUGGUCCAGCUAAUCUAUCAGGAUCUAAUUUAGGCAGUUUAGAAACGGGGAUUAAUGGAACCAAUAAGUACAACAAUACAAGAGAUAUGUCCCAGGUAGAAACUCAAAGUAUGUUGAUAUAUAAGGCUAAGAGAGAAAUACAAAAGAAAUUGAAUGAAUGGAAUUCAUCACCGGCAGAUAAGACUAAAUCCAAAGAUGUUAGAGGCAAUGGAAAUGCAAAUGAGAAAGAGGACAAAUCUUUGGUAAACAAUGAUGCAUGGAAUCAGAAAAAGGCUGUUGGUUUAGAUGCAGAAACCUUGGAAGCAAUGUCCAUAAAUGUCCCGGAUCCAGAUUUUCAUGAUUUUGACAAGGAUCGAACCGAAAGAUCUUUUGAAAAUAACCAGGUAUGGGCUGCAUAUGAUGACGAUGAUGGGAUGCCUCGAUAUUAUGCCAUGAUCCAUAGUGUGAUUUCUCAAGAUCCAUUCAAGAUUAGGAUCAGCUGGCUUAAUUCAAAAACUAACAGUGAAUUCAGUCCACUUGACUGGGUAGGUUCUGGUUUCUCAAAAACAUGUGGGGAGUUUAGAAUAGGUAGGCAUGAGAUUAACAGCUCGCUGAAUUCUUUUUCACACAAAGUUAGGUGGACUAAGGGGAUGCGUGGAGCCAUUUGUAUAUAUCCAAGAAAGGGUGACGUUUGGGCUAUCUAUAGGAACUGGUCUCCUGACUGGAAUGAAUUAACAACCAAUGAUGUAAUACACAAGUAUGAUAUGGUAGAAGUACUUGAUGACUACAAUGAAGAACUAGGUGUCACAGUUAUUCCCCUUGUUAAGGUUGCUGGUUUCAAGACGGUCUUUCACCGUCAUCUCGAUCACAAAAAAAUCAGGAGGAUUCCUAGAGAUGAGACGUUUUGUUUCUCUCAUCAAGUUCCUUCAUACUUGCUUACUGGUCAAGAAGCUUUCAAUGCUCCAAAGGGUUGCCGGGAGCUAGACCCAGCUGCUACACCGGUGGAACUACUUCAGGUAAUUAUGGAUGUUAAGGAUGAAGAGAUUCUGGAAAAUGGUAAGACAAUUAAUGAAGAAAAUGUUGUGGAUGUCGAAAAAGCCAACGAUGAAGAGAUGGUUGACUGUGAAAAAGCAAAGAAAGAAGAGGACAGUGGUUCUAAACAAGGCUGAUUAAGUGAGUUUAAAAGUAGCUGGUUUGAUAUGAACAAGAUUAUAUGGACUGGCAGUAUAACUGGGUGGAAUGGAUGUAACAGAUUGGUCGUCGAAUGUUGUACUACAUGAGGCUUUUACCUUGCGAUGAUCUACAAGAUGAAAUUCAACGAGUAGCUGAACAAAGUUUUGGGGGCAUCCUGUUCAUCGUGAAAGCUCAUUUUGGUGCUAGUUCUGCUAAAUGGAACUUUUCCGGGUUUUGAAAGCAGCAAGCUACAGAUGCUCUUUUUCAUUCUUGUGACCCUUUUCUCUAUCACAGCUCUUCAACAUGCAGGUCGUUGGCACACCUACUGUUUCAAUUUUAGUGUUUUCCCUUUUUCCUCAGUUCUCUAUCCUUUAGCGUUUAACAGUUGAGAGUUCAUGGUUUUUUAUGCUUGGCUGUAGAGUUGUACCGUUAGCUGAGAUUAGAGAUUAAAUAACAGUGCAGAUUGUGUGUUGG